This is a messenger RNA of Nelumbo nucifera (sacred lotus), 1083 nucleotides long. RefSeq lists its product as uncharacterized. Lineage: Eukaryota; Viridiplantae; Streptophyta; Magnoliopsida; Proteales; Nelumbonaceae. Gene Ontology annotation, molecular function: ubiquitin-protein transferase activity; zinc ion binding. Gene Ontology annotation, biological process: protein ubiquitination. The record is from RefSeq and is a predicted model, not a curated record. Gene Ontology annotation, cellular component: membrane.
CAAGGACUGAUUUUGUUUUCUUUUGAACACACACCUUCUCUGUUUUUCUCUUCCGUUGUUGCUCGGAGGGGGAAAGAGAGAGAGAGAGAGACGGUCAACAUGGUGGAUGAUUUCAUGGUCUGUGUUGAUAGGAUUAUUGCUUCGACUUGCUUUGAUUCUGUAAAUGAAGGUUAUGAGAGGACGGCGAGGGGUGAUGGCGUGGAGAAUGUUUCUGUAAAUAAUGGAGUUUUUGUGAAGAAUAAUGGAGAGGGUUGUUCGAAGAAAGAAGAGAAGAAGGGGGAGAUGAUUGAGUGCAGGAUUUGUCAGGAGGAAGACGAAGAGCACGAAAUGGAAGCUCCUUGCGGUUGUAGUGGCACUCUUAAGUUUGCUCAUAGGAAGUGCAUUCAGAAAUGGUGCAACAAGAAAGGUGAUAUUACCUGCGAAAUCUGCAAUCAGGUUUUUUCGCCUAAUUACUCUCUUCCACCUACCAGAACCAAUCCUGAUGGCAUGGCAAUUGAUAUCAGUUCAAUUAGACAAGCAUGGGGUCAACAGUAUGAUCUCCACGAGCCACAUUUUCUAGCUCUAACUGCUGCAGAGCAUCAGUUACUCCGUUCACAAUAUGAUGAAUAUGCUGCUGCAAACAAUGGAGCUGUUGCCUUCUUCCGUUCCAUUGCUCUCAUUUUGAUGCUAAUAUUGCUUAUUCGAAAUACUCUGAUGAUCACAAGGGACUCUGGGAUUUUGCAGGAAACGUCAACUUUCUUCAAUGUUUCUGUUCUUCAGUUGGCUGGCUUACUGCUGCCAUGCUAUGUCAUGGUCCGCUCAUGCUACAUUAUACAUAGCAGAAGGAGGAGACAGGAAUAAUAAGCCAUCGCUGAUUAACCUUACUGUCCCAGAACAAAGGAGAGCUUGUUUCAACUCGUUACAGCCAAAGCUAUUCUGUAUAUUGUAUUUGCCCAAGUUGUAUUUAAAUCAAGAGUGCCAAGAAUUGGCCAAAAAACUUGUGCUUGAAAGCCAAGUAGCUUUUGCUUAAGCUACUCAAAAUUUCAAAAGAAAACAAGAGGAAGUAACGAGGAAAAAUUUUAAAUCUACAAAUGGGAUUCUCUA